CACCGAUGGCAGCAAUGGCUACGUGGCAUGUGACUCCUACGACAAGUACGUGAUAGACAUACAGCUCGCCAAGGAUAUGAAUGUGGACGCAUGCCGCUUCUCCAUAUCGUGGCACAAGGUUCUCCCCACUGGAGGCGUCAACAACAUCAAUCCGGAGGGAAUCGACUACUACAACAAGGUCAUCGACGGCCUCAUUGCCAACGGCAUCACUCCAAUGGUGACGAUGUUCCACUGGGACUUGCCGCAGACAUUGCCAAACAUCGGGGGGUGGCCCAACCCCAGGCUGGCGGACUACUUUGUCGAGUACGCCAGAGUGCUCUACGACAACUAUGGCGACAGGGGAAAGUCGGCAUAACAAUUAACAAUAUGUGGUACGAACCUGCCGCCGACUCUGCAGCGGACAUAGAGGCAGCAGAACGCAAGAUGCAAUUCUACAGCACUCCUUGGGCCUUCUGUAAGCUAUUCAACUGGCUCGCACAGCACUACCCUGGCUACCCAAUCUUCGUUAUGGAGAACUGCUGGUCUGACACUGGAGAACUUGAGGACUAGGGCCGAAUAGACUAUUAUGCGGACCAGAUUUGGACUUCAUCAUGUGGAUUUCAAUUAUCCGGAUCGCACAAGGACACCCAAGGCAUCCAGC
Schistocerca gregaria is the source of this 640-nucleotide messenger RNA. RefSeq names its product myrosinase 1-like. The transcript has 6 exons. Gene Ontology annotation, molecular function: beta-glucosidase activity. The record is from RefSeq and is a predicted model, not a curated record. NCBI's taxonomy places the organism in Eukaryota, Metazoa, Arthropoda, Insecta, Orthoptera, Acrididae. The coding region runs from base 77 to 355 and encodes 92 amino acids. Gene Ontology annotation, biological process: carbohydrate metabolic process.